Molecule: messenger RNA, 1302 nt
Organism: Cajanus cajan (pigeon pea)
Lineage: Eukaryota; Viridiplantae; Streptophyta; Magnoliopsida; Fabales; Fabaceae
Product: expansin-A1
Biological process (GO): plant-type cell wall organization
Cellular component (GO): extracellular region
Source: RefSeq, a predicted model, not a curated record
UUGUCUUGUGCUUUUAAUUUCCUCACAACUUCUCUUUCUCCUUCUCCCCCUCUAAGGUCCUACUGCACAAGAUUUUCAGGAAACAUGGCGUUCUUAGCUCUUCUCUUGCUGGGGUUUCUCUCAUGUGUGUAUGCUGACACUCAUGGUUGGAUGGAUGCUCAUGCAACCUUCUAUGGAGGGGGUGAUGCGUCUGGCACAAUGGGUGGAGCAUGUGGAUAUGGAAACCUGUAUAGCCAGGGUUAUGGAACUAACACAGCUGCUUUGAGCACGGCCUUGUUCAACAAUGGUUUGAGCUGUGGGGCCUGCUUUGAGAUCAAGUGUGUGAAUGACCAAAGGUGGUGCCUUCAGGACUCAGUUGUGGUCACUGCCACAAAUUUCUGUCCUCCAAACAAUGCCCUCCCAAAUGAUGCAGGUGGCUGGUGCAACCCUCCCCUUCAACAUUUUGAUCUCUCUCAGCCUGUUUUUCAACAAAUUGCUCAAUACAGAGCUGGCAUAGUACCUGUAGCUUUCAGAAGGGUGGCAUGUCAAAAAAGGGGAGGCAUCAGGUUCACCAUGAAUGGCCAUUCAUACUUCAACCUAGUCCUAAUCAGCAACGUUGGUGGUGCUGGUGAUGUUCAAGCAGUUUCCAUCAAAGGUUCAAGGACUAAUUGGCAACCAAUGUCCAGAAACUGGGGUCAGAACUGGCAAAGCAACACUUACCUCAAUGGACAAAGCCUCUCCUUUAAGGUUACCACCAGCGACGGCCGCACCUUGGUCUCUUACGAUGUGGCCCCUAGUAGCUGGUCCUUUGGCCAGACCUUCACAGGGCAACAAUUCAAUUAAGAGAUACAUAAGAACAUAACAACACUUGAGAGUUGGUUUUGCAAGUGUUGGCACUUAAAAUUAAGUGUACCAUUUAUGGACUAUGGUUAGUACUUAGUAGUAUAAUUAAAAAAGAAAUAUAAUAUAGAAGUGAUGAGAGUCAUUGGGAGCAAAUGAGAGGGGCAUAUUUUAAGAUGGCCCUUGUCAUUUGGAUUGUGUUAUGAAGAAUUCUGUUCUGCUCUCUAUUGAAAAAGGCAGAGUUAGUAAAGGUGGCAGUGGUGGUAUAGUUAAUCAACCCGCCAUUUUUUGUUUAUUGGAGUUAGUUCAACUUUUAAUUAUGGAAGUAUGGUAUUUUCUAGCUUAGCUAUAAAGGAAUAGAAUUGAAAAUAAAUGAGGCAGUAGUUUUGGUUCUAUAUGUCAUUGUAUUCGACUUUAAGGAGCUGAUUCUGUGUAAGAACGAAUGGAAGACAUGGAUGAAUAAAAUUAUGUUUUUGGUAAUUA